AUGUCUCUGAACAACUCUCCCUAUCAUCCUCCCCUAUCCUCUUCUUCGUCUAGGCAGUCCCUGCACAAAGAAGCACUGUUUCGACCAGGCACCGCCUCUUCGCGGCCAAGUGAUCGACAGUCCAGAGGGCAACUGCCUGAGGGCCGCUCAUCAACAGACGAAACUCAUCAACCCCCGGGAACAACUGCCUUGCCCUGCCAAGAUGAAGCUCUGGAUGAGACCGAAGAUCAUUCUGAGGAAGGCCAAGAAAAUCUGACUCAUCCCACAUUCCAGCCGUUCUUCGCCUUGAUUGAAGACGCCCAUACCUCAGACUACCACCACCCAACAGUCCACUACAUAUUCUCCGACGAUGACACCGAGAUCGUGACAGAGGCAGCCCUGCGUAGCUUGGCCGCGCAGCAAGAAGCUCUUUCCGAUUCCAAGAAAGAUCAGAUCGCGCAGACCCAAUCGCCCACUCUGCAGGACGAGAUGAAAGAUCCCUCCGACCCGGACCUAGCCAAGUCCACCCUACUCCCACCGUCCGUUCCAGGUAUCCGAGAUAAUUAUGUCAUUCUCGACAUAGAGCCCUCACCACACACACCUGACGUAGGGCAAACUAGUCCUAUAACCGAACAACUAGCACCGGGCAAAGGCGGGGGCGGUACAAGGUCCAUAUCCUCGUCACCGGCGAACCCUUCCGUGCUCCCACAGGAUCAGGGGCAGUUACACCCGCAGUAUCGCGUUACCGCGGCGCAGAGCUUCUCGUCAACUUGGCAGGUUCUCAGUACGGAAGUGGCGACGGCGCCCACCUUUGAGAAUAACAAUUCCGGCGAAUCACCAGGACAGGGGUUGAUGCUGAAGAUCCGUGGCACAGGUGGACUGCCGAUUGAGGUAGGUAACACGGAGAAGGACCGUACACUGGAAGAGAUGAUGGACCAGUUUGCAAAGCGGAUGAGCGAGUUGCAGGUUGUUAUCGAUGCUGCGGAGGCCGUGGAUUUGAAAGAAGAAUAUACCGAAGAAGAAGUUGUGCAACAUCCUUUCUCUCAAGACACAGCUGAAGAGACUACCCAGGGCGAGGGGGAUAGUGCUGCAUAUGCUGCAAAGGUUGAAGGGGAACAUUCUUGA
Penicillium roqueforti is the source of this 1104-nucleotide messenger RNA. RefSeq lists its product as uncharacterized. The transcript has a single exon. The record is from RefSeq and is a predicted model, not a curated record. Lineage: Eukaryota; Fungi; Ascomycota; Eurotiomycetes; Eurotiales; Aspergillaceae. Bases 1 to 1104 code for a protein of 367 amino acids.